Messenger RNA from Lepidothrix coronata (blue-crowned manakin), 894 nucleotides. RefSeq names its product spexin hormone (gene SPX). Gene Ontology annotation, biological process: positive regulation of gastro-intestinal system smooth muscle contraction. The coding region runs from base 49 to 414 and encodes 121 amino acids. Gene Ontology annotation, cellular component: cytoplasm. The transcript is spliced from 5 exons. The record is from RefSeq and is a predicted model, not a curated record. Gene Ontology annotation, molecular function: neuropeptide hormone activity. NCBI's taxonomy places the organism in Eukaryota, Metazoa, Chordata, Aves, Passeriformes, Pipridae.
CACGUUAUCCCGAGAAAAGAAGACUGAAGGUUUGCUGCUGAGAUAAAUAUGAAGGGGCUGCAUAAACUGACAGCAUCAGGGCUGGCACUGUUCCUGGCAGCAUCCUUUGUUGUGUUCUCCUGGAGUGCCCCUCAGGCUCAUUUCCAAAGGAGAAACUGGACUCCUCAGGCCAUGCUCUAUUUGAAGGGUGCACAGGGACGUCGGUUCAUCCCAGAGGAGAGCCAGAGGAAGGAUCUGUACGACAGGAUGCAGCUUGAAACACGAAGCCAAAACACAAAUCCUUUAUCUCUUUCUGAAGCUGCUGCACUGUUCCUUAGUUCCUUACAGAAAGCAAAAGAAGGUAAAUGCAUGUUUUGUCUUACUCUGACCUUUUUAAAAAGGAGUUUUUCAGCAUUUCAUUUACUAACAACUUAGUAAAUUGAUCUAGUUUGGAUUGAGAUGGUGUUCUACAGAGUGCAUUGUGUUACAUUUGCACAGAUUAGAACAAGAGUCACAUAAAUGACAACAGGUAUAUUUUUUUAUAUUCUGCUUUUAAUUUACUUUUCAGAUUUUUUGCUGGUUUAAAUGGCUAAUUUGGAUAAUUUGGGAAUGGCUAAUUUGAAUUGAAUUUUCCAAGCCAAAUCUUUACUGGGACUCCUUUUUCUUCAGAAUGUUGUUUGCUUUUAAAAUUUUCAUUCCUCCACUGGAUCUUGUGUCCUCGUGUAAAGGCUUUAAAGAAUCUGUAAAAGCCCCAGCAGAGGAAAUGUGGGAUUCACAUUUGGCUCCUGAAAACCCAGCUGCUGGCACAGCUGACAAGAGGUCCCAGUGACACUUAGAGCUCUGGAACAUCCUGAAAAAUCCCAUAAUUCACGUGUUCCCAGCCUCCCAGAGAUAUCGUCUAACCCUCCAGACCCU